This is a messenger RNA of Cavenderia fasciculata, 1827 nucleotides long. RefSeq lists its product as uncharacterized. NCBI's taxonomy places the organism in Eukaryota, Evosea, Eumycetozoa, Acytosteliales, Cavenderiaceae. The transcript has a single exon. The record is from RefSeq and is a predicted model, not a curated record. Bases 1 to 1827 code for a protein of 608 amino acids.
AUGGAUUCUUCUUCUUCUUCUUCAUCUUCAUCAUCUUCACAUGGAGUAAGAAGUAAUUCAAAUAGAUAUAUAAUUAAAAGAAAAUAUGAUUUUAAAGUAUCGACCAAGUCAGAGACAUUGUCAUUGUUACCAUCGAUCAUUCAAUUAAAGAUAUUUAAAUAUGUUGCUGAACAUACAUCAAAUAGUCAAUUGUGUCAAGUCUAUGGAUUGGUAUGUUGGAAGUGGUUUGGUUACGUAUCAAACUUUAUCGAUAGCAAGUCUAGAAUCACUGAUCGUGUCAUACCAUCUAUCAUUCCACACCUAGUUGCCAAGAGAAAUCAAAAGAAUUGUCUCAUACAAUCAAUCAAUACUAUGGUAUUUGAUCAAUACGAUCAUAUUGCUUUAGAUGUACCUUUUAAAUUUACAAAUUCAUCUUCUUCCUCUUCAUCCUCAUCUUCCUCAUCCUCCUCUUCAUCAUCAUCACAAAUUCAAACACAUAAUAGAAAAUCAUCAAAAGAUAAUAUUAUUAGUAGAAAAUUGACAAAUGAUGAGAUAUCAAUGGUUGAAACAUUCUUGUAUAGUAAGCUUGAUUCAUUACAAUUCAAUCUUUGCUCGAAUCUAGAGAUAUCAACAAACUUUGAGUCGAUUGUAGAUGGUAUUAAAAGAACGCAGGGUGCAAUUAGUGCGCCAGACAAGGGUAUUAAAAAGAUGACCUACUUUAACAGGGCUGCUUUUUUACUGCGCACCAUCACCUCACUCGACUGCGUCACUCGUAAUAUGACCGAGAUGUCUAUUCAAUGCGACCAUAUCAACCUGCAUAUGGCAGGCUCGCUGGCGUCGUUUGUAAAGGACAGACGAGAGACGCUGGAGAAGCUGACAUUGUCGCUGUUUAACAUUCCAGGACUGAUUGUCGACUUUUUCCAGGACGUCUUCUCAGUCACCUAUCCCAAUGUCAAGUACUUGCAUUUUGGAAGCAUGGACUAUGUCGAGCCGUUCAACUGGUUGUUGCUGCCAGGUGCAUUCCCCGAUCUCGGCGAGAUUGGCGUGUAUUGGCGUAAUUUGACGUUGCCAGACUCUGGAGACUACCAAGAGUCACUCGUCACCUUUCUCCAAGGUAUACGUAACCCGACAUAUCUACGUACAUCGCUCAUUAUGACAGCAUCCAUGAUCAAAAUGCUACCAAUGGCAAGUCAAUUUUUGAAACUUAAAUUCCGUAUCAUCAAGUCGUACGAUAUCCCAGUACUCUUUCAUCGAUCACUGUGUCACCUAUCGCUGAGCUUUAUGGGUGGCUAUGUAUUCAAAAAAGAGUUUAUCACACAGAUAUUCCAGGGUAUGGCCGACAAUAAUCCAAAUAUCAAGACACUCACCAUCUGGGACUUGUCAAUGAUCAAUGCCGAACAACUACUCAUUUAUUUGCAGUCAGAGGCUGCCAACAGUCUCGAGGAACUAGUACUUUGUGUACGUGGAUCGGUCAAUGAUGACUACUCCAAGUUGGCCAACAGCAUUUCAUCUCUACGUAGCCUAAAAAGAUUGGAAUUCAAGGGAAUCGGUCCACUCAACACUGCUCGUUCACAACAACAAUUACAAGACAUCAAGUCUAUCCACCAACAUUCAAAGUCCAUUCAAAUUAUCCAAAUCAUUCUUCCAAGUCCAGAGUUUUCUCCCAACUUGGAUUUAACUUGUCCAGAAGAUUUUGAAAUGUUGCCUUUACAUAAUGAUGAUGAAACCAAUAAUAAUAACAAUAACAAUAAUAAUAAUAAUAGUAAUAAUCAAUCAUCUACACCCUCAAAUAAUAAUUCCAGUCACUCUCAACGUAGAAUUACUAUUCCUUUUUGUAAAACACAAUAA